Molecule: messenger RNA, 609 nt
Organism: Brenthis ino (lesser marbled fritillary)
Lineage: Eukaryota; Metazoa; Arthropoda; Insecta; Lepidoptera; Nymphalidae
Source: the annotation of a GenBank genome assembly
AUGUCUACCAUGUCUUACGAUCUCGCGUAUCCACUCACGGACGACGGUCCGCAGCCCGUCUCGCGCACUUAUCAAUAUCGCAAAGUGAUGAAGCCGAUGCUCGAGCGCAAAAGACGCGCUCGCAUCAACCGUUGCCUCGAUGAACUCAAGGAGCUGAUGGUCAGCGCUCUGCAGUCAGAGGGCGAAAAUGUCGCUAAAUUGGAAAAAGCUGAUAUUUUGGAAUUAACUGUUCGUCAUCUUCACAAACUUCGCCGUCAACGUCGUCUAUCCCUGAACCCUUCAGUGGAUGCCGACCGCUUCCGUGCUGGAUUUACUCAUGCUGCCAACGAAGUUUCUCGGUGCUUGGCUUCUAUCCCUGGAGUGGAUGUGAGGCUCGGCACACAGCUGAUGACCCACCUCGGACACAGACUAAAUGAUAUUCAGCGCGCAGCCGCCGGCAGUGACACACCUCCAGCCAGCCCUCCCAGCCCAGCACUCUCGACUGUGUCCUCCUCAUCUGGCUAUGUGACUCCAUCACCACCCGCCUCGCCGGUCCCAGUGCACACUGCCGUGCCCCUGGACUGUAGCACGAACAGCUUCCCCAAGACCUUGCCAGUGUGGCGGCCGUGG